AUGGUUGACAGCUGUCACUCGUACAUAGGUUGGUAGUGAGUCACGGCAUCAUUAGUGGAACCAAGUGAAGACUGCUCAACUCGACAGACAAACCUAAACACAAGCACUUGCUAUUUGGCCUCCAAGUUUUGUGCUGGUCCACCUCCAGUAUCACACAUCAUCACCCACCCCUUUGUUCAGAUGUCCAGGUAUUUUUUUGACAUCACCGGUAUGGCGUCCAGCUCUGUCAGCCAGGAGGAUUUUGACAUUGACUUUCAACUGACAUCCAGAAGAUCCAGGAUCAGAACAGCAAGAGCAAGGAUUGGUCCACCCAGAAUAACAGACACAUCUUCGAUAAAUUUUCAGAAGAAUACUCCGAAUGUGGAGGAAUCCCAAGGAGUAUGCGAAACAAGUACAAACAGUGCACCCGAACAUGAGAAUCAACAGAACAAACCUGUAAUGAGAAAACAAGACAAACGAGUGACUGGCCGUGUCCUUAGUGUCGUACCCUGUUUGCACAGGCCAACACACAUGAACAAGGGCAAGCAGCAGCGCGAUAGACGGAAACUUAGAGAAAAAAGGCGAAGCACAGGAGUAGUGCAUUUACCAUCGACGGAGAGUACAGGAGGUAGUACAGGAGAAGAUGAGGAAGAGCUUAGUGGCACUUGUCUUGAAACUAAACACAACACAUAUCACAAUGAGUUCCUUGAUCCUGAACUCAUAGAAGAACGGACAGCAAAAAUCUUUACACAAAGGCGAAACAAAAGGCAUUACCGUACUUCCUACAGGUCAUGUAUAAAUAGGCACAAUUGCCAUUCCGAUUUCGAAGCAGACGACGAAGAGUUCGAUUCCCUGAAUCAGUCUGACAGCGUCAACCAGUCCGACCACGGAAAUCAUGAACCGCAACAGACUUCGGUGAACACCGGAAAUACGCCGAGGCUGCCCACACCGACAGGAGACAGUCCUCACGAAUUGAUCGAACGCGCACAAGAGGAGAACAGGAGGCUACUGUCGCUCCUCGAGGAUCGAGAUCACAAGAUAAUGACGUUACAAGGUCGCCUGCUGCAACAGCAACACGAGAUGACACUGGAACGCGAACGACUGCGAGAAGAGAACGCCGCGUUGAUUCGCGCUAUGGCCGCUUUGGCCAGUAAUUAACUUUCCUUUUUAAGCGAGACGCACCGUCGAUCCUACGGAUCCGUUUUCUUUAGAGAUUCUGGAUCCACGGUAAAAACGCUACAUAUACCGAUAGUUUUACCUUAAUCGUGAAUUUACUUGUUAAUUAAUAGCCGAUACAGAGAGUGAAAGAGAUAGCAUGAAUGGCUUUUAAACGUUUAUGAAACCGAACACAGAGAAAAGGAAAGAUAAAACACGAUCGAUUAAAAUUAAUAAGUCGCACCGCAAGAGAAUCAGGGUAAGUUACAACUACAAAGUAAACACUAUACAACAGUCCGCUCUCGAUUCCUCUCUAUAUCAUGUUUUGCGCAACAAGCGAUAGAUCUCGUCAUACGAGCAGCAGAAGUAAUCAUAAUUUAUCUGCUUCAACCUAUAGAGCUUUAGUUGAGUGAAUUUUAUUACGCAGCAGUGAGA
Dufourea novaeangliae is the source of this 1569-nucleotide messenger RNA. RefSeq names its product PRKC apoptosis WT1 regulator protein-like. NCBI's taxonomy places the organism in Eukaryota, Metazoa, Arthropoda, Insecta, Hymenoptera, Halictidae. The transcript is spliced from 10 exons. Gene Ontology annotation, cellular component: cytoplasm. Gene Ontology annotation, biological process: positive regulation of apoptotic process; apoptotic process. Bases 181 to 1137 code for a protein of 318 amino acids. The record is from RefSeq and is a predicted model, not a curated record.